Messenger RNA from Glossina fuscipes, 2844 nucleotides. RefSeq names its product eukaryotic translation elongation factor 2 (gene eEF2). Bases 108 to 2642 code for a protein of 844 amino acids. NCBI's taxonomy places the organism in Eukaryota, Metazoa, Arthropoda, Insecta, Diptera, Glossinidae. The record is from RefSeq and is a predicted model, not a curated record. Gene Ontology annotation, molecular function: translation elongation factor activity; GTPase activity; GTP binding. Gene Ontology annotation, cellular component: cytosol; ribonucleoprotein complex. The transcript has 6 exons. Gene Ontology annotation, biological process: translational elongation.
CCACAUUACAACUGUCAAUUUGACAACUAGCUCUUUUCCUUUUGGGUGCCAUUGAAGGCGUGUAGUGUUUUAUAAAGUUGACCAGAAAAUAUCGCUAAUCAUCCAAAAUGGUUAACUUCACCGUUGAUGAAAUCCGUGGAUUGAUGGACAAAAAGCGGAAUAUCCGCAACAUGUCUGUCAUUGCUCAUGUCGAUCAUGGAAAAUCGACUUUGACCGAUUCUUUGGUUUCCAAGGCUGGUAUUAUAGCCGGAGCCAAAGCGGGUGAAACACGUUUUACUGACACUCGCAAGGAUGAACAGGAACGUUGCAUUACAAUUAAGUCUACCGCAAUUUCCAUGUAUUUCGAAGUCGAAGACAAAGAUUUGGUAUUCAUUACUAAUGCCGACCAACGCGAAAAAGACUGCAAAGGUUUCUUAAUCAAUUUGAUUGAUUCACCUGGUCACGUUGAUUUUUCUUCGGAAGUAACAGCUGCUUUGCGUGUAACCGACGGUGCUUUGGUUGUGGUCGAUUGUGUCUCUGGUGUAUGUGUUCAAACAGAAACUGUGUUGCGUCAAGCCAUUGCUGAACGUAUUAAGCCCAUAUUGUUUAUGAAUAAGAUGGACCGUGCCUUGUUAGAAUUGCAGCUGGAUGCCGAAGAAUUGUAUCAAACUUUCCAACGUAUUGUAGAAAAUGUUAACGUUAUUAUUGCCACAUACAAUGACGACGGCGGUCCAAUGGGUGAAGUGCGUGUUGAUCCUUCGAAGGGGUCAGUUGGGUUUGGUUCCGGUCUACAUGGCUGGGCUUUUACUCUUAAACAAUUUGCGGAAAUGUAUGCUGAGAAAUUUAAGAUUGACGUUGUUAAAUUAAUGAAUCGUUUGUGGGGCGAAAAUUUCUUCAAUGCCAAGACCAAAAAGUGGCAAAAACAAAAAGAAGCGGAUAAUAAACGUUCGUUCUGCAUGUAUAUUUUGGAUCCGAUUUAUAAGGUAUUCGACGCAAUCAUGAAUUACAAAAAAGAAGAAAUACCAACUUUAUUAGAGAAAAUUGGUGUAGCCUUAAAACAUGAAGACAAAGACAAAGAUGGUAAAGCUUUGUUAAAAGUUGUUAUGCGAACUUGGUUGCCUGCGGGCGAAGCUUUGCUUCAGAUGAUUGCUAUACAUUUGCCGUCUCCUGUAGUUGCUCAAAAAUACCGUAUGGAAAUGUUAUACGAGGGACCGCUUGAUGAUGAGGCGGCCGUUGCAGUGAAAAACUGUGAUCCUGAAGGUCCGCUGAUGAUGUACAUUUCCAAAAUGGUACCCACAUCAGAUAAGGGUCGUUUCUAUGCCUUUGGGCGUGUGUUCUCUGGUAAAGUGGCGACUGGGCAGAAAUGUCGCAUUAUGGGCCCCAAUUAUGUACCCGGCAAAAAAGAGGAUUUGUAUGAAAAGGCCAUCCAACGUACAAUUUUGAUGAUGGGUCGUUAUGUUGAAGCUAUCGAAGAUGUACCUUCUGGAAAUAUAUGCGGUCUCGUCGGUGUUGACCAGUUUCUGGUUAAGACUGGCACUAUUACUACGUUCAAAGAUGCUCAUAAUAUGAAGGUUAUGAAAUUUUCUGUGUCACCUGUGGUGCGUGUUGCAGUGGAACCUAAAAACCCAGCUGAUUUGCCUAAAUUGGUUGAGGGUUUAAAACGUUUAGCUAAAUCUGAUCCAAUGGUUCAAUGUAUUAUUGAGGAAUCUGGUGAACACAUUAUUGCAGGCGCCGGUGAAUUACAUCUGGAAAUUUGCUUAAAAGAUUUGGAAGAAGAUCAUGCUUGCAUUCCCCUUAAGAAAUCAGAUCCCGUUGUAUCAUAUCGUGAAACCGUAUUCGAAGAGUCCAACCAACAGUGCCUGUCUAAGUCGCCCAACAAGCACAAUCGUUUAGUCAUGAAAGCUAUGCCAAUGCCCGAUGGUUUGCCUGAGGACAUUGAUAAUGGCGAUGUAAGUUCCAAGGAUGAUUUUAAAGCACGCGCUCGCUAUUUGGCGGAGAAAUACGAUUAUGAUGUGACCGAAGCCCGUAAGAUCUGGUGUUUUGGCCCCGACGGUACUGGGCCAAAUUUUAUCUUAGAUUGCACAAAGUCAGUGCAGUAUUUAAAUGAAAUUAAGGACUCUGUUGUAGCUGGCUUUCAGUGGGCUACAAAAGAGGGUAUAAUGGCUGAGGAGAAUAUGCGCGGUGUUCGUUUCAAUAUUUACGAUGUAACUUUGCAUGCUGAUGCCAUCCAUCGUGGAGGCGGUCAAAUCAUUCCAACCACUCGCCGUUGUCUCUACGCUUCGGCUAUAACCGCCUCGCCACGUCUUAUGGAACCUGUAUACUUGUGCGAAAUUCAGUGUCCCGAAGUUGCUGUCGGUGGUAUCUAUGGUGUAUUAAAUAGACGCCGUGGCCAUGUCUUUGAAGAAUCCCAAGUAGUGGGUACACCUAUGUUUGUAGUGAAAGCAUAUUUGCCUGUUAAUGAAUCCUUCGGUUUCACCGCUGAUUUACGUUCUAAUACCGGUGGUCAAGCCUUCCCACAAUGUGUGUUCGAUCAUUGGCAAGUAUUGCCCGGCGAUCCCUGUGAACCCAAUAGCAAACCAUAUCAAAUUGUCCAGGAUACACGUAAACGUAAAGGUCUUAAGGAGGGUCUGCCCGAUCUCUCCCAAUAUCUCGAUAAAUUGUAAAUCUUAACCGUCUAUAUCACCCAUAUGUGGCCACAAUAAUAAAAGUCCCCACUAACUAUAAAGAUGAUACUGUAACUUCUGCAAACUUUAGUUGACGUGGUGGCAACCGAGUAAGAUGCAUUAUUUACCACAAGCUUAAUAACAACUACAUUAUGAUGCGAAUUUUAAGAUGAUAAAAAUAUAGCAAAGAGAUCUUAAUAAU